AGAGUGAGCUGCUACAUGGGUUUCGUCAGCUCCAGACUGAGGGGCUCGGGGCCCGCUUCCGAAGCUCAUUCGCCCUCUGCAUCAGUUAAGGCUGAAGCUCACUCAUUCUCGGUAAUAAGUGAGGCCCAUUCAAUUCCUGCAACAUCUACAGACGCCCAUUUGACAUCUGCAACAUCCAGAGAAGUCCCCUCGCAACACCUCGCCACUACUACUACCAACACCACCACCACCAUGUCCAAGAUUGGUAUUAACGGAUUCGGCCGCAUCGGUCGUCUUGUCCUUCGUGCUGCUCUCAACAGCGGCGCAGAGGUUGUGGCAGUGAAUGACCCCUUCAUUGCUCUGGACUACAUGGUGUACAUGUUCAAGUAUGACUCUACCCAUGGCAUGUUCAAGGGCGAGGUGAAGAUAGAGGAUGGAGCUCUGGUGGUCGAUGGGAAAAAGAUUACAGUCUUUAACGAAAUGAAGCCAGAAAACAUUCCAUGGAGCAAGGCUGGUGCUGAAUAUAUUGUAGAGUCCACUGGAGUCUUCACCACCAUCGAGAAGGCCUCUGCUCACUUCAAAGGAGGCGCUAAGAAAGUUGUCAUCUCUGCCCCCUCUGCUGAUGCCCCCAUGUUUGUAUGCGGAGUCAACCUCGAAAAGUAUUCAAAGGACAUGACCGUAGUUUCCAAUGCCUCCUGCACCACCAACUGCCUUGCCCCUGUCGCAAAGGUCCUGCACGAGAACUUUGAGAUUGUCGAGGGAUUGAUGACAACUGUUCAUGCCGUCACUGCCACACAGAAGACUGUUGAUGGCCCCUCUGCCAAGGACUGGCGUGGUGGCCGUGGUGCUGCCCAGAACAUCAUCCCAUCAUCCACUGGUGCGGCUAAGGCUGUUGGCAAGGUCAUCCCUGAACUGAAUGGAAAGCUUACUGGCAUGGCUUUCCGUGUGCCCACCCCAGAUGUGUCUGUGGUUGAUUUGACAGUCCGUCUUGGAAAGGAAUGCUCUUAUGACGACAUUAAGGCAGCCAUGAAGACUGCAUCCGAGGGUCCUCUCCAGGGCUUCUUGGGUUACACAGAGGAUGACGUUGUGUCUUCCGACUUCAUUGGUGACAAUCGGUCUUCCAUCUUUGACGCCAAGGCUGGUAUUCAGCUGAGCAAGACCUUCGUCAAAGUUGUCUCUUGGUAUGACAAUGAAUUUGGCUAUUCCCAGCGUGUUAUCGACCUUCUCAAGCACAUGCAGAAGGUGGAUAGUGCCUAAGACAAAAUAUUCCAGCAGUGAGGGUAUGUAGGAUGCCAAUGGGCUUACAGGGGGUUGGUUAAUUUGAAGAGGAAAUUAGUGACUGGAAACUCGGGAUUGCAGCCAGUCACCUGUUAUAUGCUUUAUUCUACAGGAUUUUAUAUUUUUGCAUGACUGGCACUUUUCCAGAAUCUGUUUCCUGUUUCAAAUUUCUUUGCCAAAUCUCUGCCUAGACUGAACCGAGACUUGUUUAUCUAUUCUGAAAGACGUAGGUGUAUUCAUCAUGCUGUCAUGUAUGUAUGGCAUUGACUGUUAGGACUGGCUGAUGUCGCCCCUACGUCCAAGACGCACUUUUACAUGUGCGUCUUGUCUGUCUUAUGUCUGCGGUCCUAGUGAUUUUGUCUUGUUUCUUUGUCUCACUUUAAAGGAUCAAUAUUAUGUAGGCUGUGACCAACUGGAUAUUGGCCAAUAAAAGACUUUAUUUCA
Molecule: messenger RNA, 1701 nt
Organism: Homarus americanus (American lobster)
Lineage: Eukaryota; Metazoa; Arthropoda; Malacostraca; Decapoda; Nephropidae
Product: glyceraldehyde-3-phosphate dehydrogenase
Exons: 3
Coding region: 16-1236 (406 amino acids)
Biological process (GO): glucose metabolic process
Molecular function (GO): NADP binding; NAD binding; oxidoreductase activity, acting on the aldehyde or oxo group of donors, NAD or NADP as acceptor
Source: RefSeq, a predicted model, not a curated record